UUUCUGUGGGAAAUGCCCAGUGGUUGCAGUAGCUGAUGAUUUCACAUCAACAGCAGUGCAACACUGAGAGUGAGCUCCAAUAGCUGAUUACUGAAUGAGAUACUGCAAACGGGUUAAAAAAAAGAGCAGCAUGUGAGAAGCAGUCAGAGUGAGGCAGAGAAGAGAGCUGAGAGAGCAAGAAAAGUGCUCAGGCUGGAGAAAGUCUUCCAGGUGUACUUGGGGAAAUGGAUAUAAGGACCAUCUGCUGUCUAUAGAUCACAGGACUGUGGACUAAGAGUGUGGAGAAAGAGUUUUAAGUAAAAAGCUAAGUUAUUCAUAACCAAUUUAUCAAGACGUCAUGAGAAUGUUCCUGCAUGGGAUGCUGGUGCAUACAUUAAAGCUGCAGAUCCCUAUUGUAUAGCCUACUAAAAAGGAAAAAGAAAAGCAGCAAUGCAGGGAUUUUUGCAUUAAAUUCUACAGUGGUUAUGUGAUUUGUGUAUUAAGAUAAAGAAAAAUCCAGCUUUGUAAAACUGUGGAGUUCACAAGGCACCGCAUUUAAUGCUGAGAGAUGCUAGACAUUAAAUCUGACAACUGUGAAAAGAGAGAUCAUGGAGAAGUCAAGUAGUGAGGAUUCUUCAAUUCACCGUAGUCCAUCUUUGGAUAGCAAGGACUCGGACUUUGCUAAACCUUCUACCUCAGGCAGGCAGUUUGGUCGAGGUUUUACUGCUGGAGCUUUUUACGGCACUGCUGGAUCACGCACACAGAGUCACACCAGAGCUGGAACAGGGACCGGCAUUGGAACUGGGACUGGCAUAAAAAGUGACAAAUACAAUGCACCCAAAGGCAGCAAAUAUGUAGUGUUUUACCUGGAUCUAUCCUUUGUUUUCCUUUUAGAAUUUAAGAAGUGCAACAUGGCAAGAGGCUGCCUGUGUUGUUUGAAAUACAUGAUGUUCCUUUUCAAUUUAAUGUUUUGGUUAUGUGGCUGUGGACUGUUGGGCGUGGGAAUAUGGUUGUCGGUGUCACAAGGAAACUUCGCCACAUUUUCUCCCAGCUUUCCAUCCUUUUCGGCUGCCAACGUUGUCAUUUUCAUUGGCACAGUCAUCAUGGUGACCGGCUUUUUGGGGUGUCUGGGUGCUAUCAAGGAAAACAAGUGCCUCCUUUUAAGUUUUUUCAUCGUUCUGCUGAUAAUUCUCCUGGUAGAGCUGAUAUUACUCAUUUUGUUCUUUGUUUAUAUGGACAAGGUCAAUGAGAAUGCAAAGAAGGAUUUGAAAGAAGGUCUUUCACUUUACAAUACGGAAAAUAAUGUGGGACUGAAGAACGCAUGGAACAUCAUUCAGGCAGAGAUGGAAUGCUGUGGGGUUACUGAUUAUACUGAUUGGUUCCCAGUCCUGGGGGAAAACACUGUCCCAGACCGAUGUAGUAGGGAAAACUCCCAAGACUGUGGACGGAAUUCAACUGUAAAUUCAGUGUGGAAAACGGGUUGUUACGAGAGAGUUAAAAGUUGGUUGGAGGAACAUAAGCAUGUUCUCGGGACAGUGGGGAUGUGUAUCCUCAUAAUGCAGAUACUUGGCAUGGCCUUCUCUAUGACACUCUUCCAGCAGAUUCAUAGGACUGGUAAAAAAUACGAUGCCUAAAUCUUCAAAAUGUUAAUUGCAUCUUCACUUCUGUCUUGCCAUUAAAAACAAAGCAAAACAACUGAAAAGAAAAAUCAAGCUUUGCUCUACUGAGGGCAUUCAUCCCACCGAUCAAUCUACAUCAUCAUUACUUGAGUGAUUACUAGCACAACUUGUUACUUGACUUACAUUUUUCUGUUUUGCAUUUGCCAUUUAUUUGCCAAAGAAGAAAAGGAAAAUUAUAAAAGCAAAUCAGUUUUCUAUGCUAAUUCAUAGAUCUAUUAUUAAACUUUUCCCUAACUUUAUUUAAGAAAAUGCUUUGCUCUACUAACUGGUGUUAGACAUGCAAGGGUAAUGCGUGUUUAACUUCAAGAAAGAAUUCUUUGCAGUCUUCUGAUAAGUCUCAAACUGCUCAUGUCUGACAUGCUGGAGGACUCGGCAAAGCCACUCAGACUGAGAGCCCUAGGAAUCAGAGCUGCUCGCUUGCAGCUUUUUGUACCUUACGCUGUAUACUUUUUUAUUAUGGAGAUAGCUUAGAAUUUAGUAGCCUGAUUUGUAACUUCUUACUGUUAUGUUUUACAUUUGUUAUAUUUUAAUCUAGGAACCACUGUGCGAUCUUUGAAGGAUACAUAUUUAACAUUAUUUUAAAAGGUGAAAAUAAAGACACGAUCGUUCUAAAGUCCAGAAGGAGGCUACAUUUAACUGCAUUCACUAAGCUACUGUGGGUUUGUACCCUUACUAUACUGAGGAGAGUCCUUUCCAUCAGGUGGCUCAUUACUUUAGGGCCAGAUUGAGUUGUCCUUACUCUGUGGGCAACUUACUCCUCAGGUGGGUGCAUACAAUGGGACUACUUUCAGCAAACUAUUGAGCAUGAAAAAACUUGAAAAACAACAGUGGCCAUGUAGCGCCUUAGAGACUAAUAAAAAUAUAUAAACAGUGUCAUGAGCUUUCGUGGGCACAACCCACUUCUUCA
Molecule: messenger RNA, 2565 nt
Organism: Pelodiscus sinensis (Chinese soft-shelled turtle)
Lineage: Eukaryota; Metazoa; Chordata; Testudines; Trionychidae
Gene: TSPAN9
Product: tetraspanin 9
Cellular component (GO): plasma membrane
Source: RefSeq, a predicted model, not a curated record